AAGGAGCAAACCCCUACAUACAAUGUGCUGAACAUUUAAAGAGGACUUAAAUAUCCGCACAGAUAGAUUGAAUCAUCAAAAUUAGUAUCGCCCUCUAGCCACGUCGCAGUCCAAUAUCUCGACAAGCCUACAACAACACAUGGGAAUAUUCCCUAGGCAGCCUCCCAUCCUUUAAACUAUCAAGCCUCAAACCCAGCUUGGCUUGAUACAUUUUAACUUGAUUCUUUUUUUCUCCCUGGUAUGCAAAUCAACGAUAAAGCAAUCCGCAAUUUCGGCUCACGCAGCACGAAAUCUCUGACCUGAUAGCCUGAACAAGGCGAACCGAGUGCACCGUCAGGACUGAACCAUUAGCCGGUGAUGGCGGGGACAUUUAACAGUUUUAUUUAUAAACACACACACACCCCACCAGUCUCUGUUGCCACUAAGUGCUCGACAGCACACAUCGCUUGCUUGCUGCUGCUUGCUCUCUCUCUACGACGUGUUCACGCGUGGUGGCGUCAGCUGCACGUUGCGUGAACGCCGGUAUUACAGCUCUUCAGCCUGCUGUGUACGGUAUUCUACAUCAUCGUCAUCAUCAUCGUCUGCUGCUGCCGGAACUCGCACGCGAAGAGUAUUGCUGAUUACGGACUUAGUGUAGUGGUGGUGGUGUUCGCUGUAUUUGUAAUAGUCUCGCUGACCAUUACAAACAAGCCCUAAGGAGUUCCGUGAGCAUGGAUGAAAACGAAGAACGCGACCGGGACGCCUCGGAGAGAGUCAAAUCGUCUCCGCAGGAUGUCCAUGCCAGUGACAGGGAGGCCUUGUUCCCUCGAGAGGUUGAGGAUGAGGACUCCAGAACGGGGACAAGUGAUUUGCCCUCCGCCAGCCUGAAUGUCCUUAACUCCAUCAUAGGGGCAGGUAUAAUAGGAUUGCCCUAUGCCUUGAAGCAGGCGGGAUUCCCUCUGGGUCUAUUGCUUCUCGUGGUGGUGGCCUAUGUCACAGAUUACUCCAUCAUCUUGCUCAUCAAGUCCGGCUCUCUCUCUGGCACCACCACGUACCAAUCACUGGUGCACAGCGCGUUUGGUUACUUCGGCUACAUAGUGCUGUCCCUACUGCAGUUCACCUACCCAUUCAUUGCGAUGGUGAGCUACAAUGUAAUAACUGGUGAUACACUAACAAAGGUGUUUGAACGGAUUCCAGGAGUGGGUGAAGAGCAUAUCCUGGCAAACAGAUAUUUCAUAAUCUUCCUCACCUCGGUGUUUUGCACCCUGCCACUGUCCCUUUUCCGCGAUGUGGCCCAGUUGGGAAAGGUGUCUCUGAUUUCAGUGUUCUUCACACUCUUCAUCCUAAUUGUGGUGGUUGUCCGAGCAUUCACAUUGGGACCGCAAAUUCCUGCUUCCAUGAAUGCUUGGACUUUUGCGCAGCCAAAUGUGGUGCAGGCAGUGGGCAUCAUGGCUUUUGCUUUCAUUUGCCACCACAACACUUUCAUCAUCUACGGCUCGCUGGAGCAGCCCUCACUCAGCAACUGGUCCCGUGUGACGCACGUGUCGGUGCUGAGCGCUCUCAUCAUCAGCCUUAUCCUCGCGGCGUGUGGUUAUGCCACGUUCACGGGAUUCACACAAGGAGAUAUUUUCGAGAAUUACUGCAAAAACGAUGACCUGGUUACAGCAGGCCGCUUCUGCUACGCGCUGAGCAUACUACUCACAUUUCCCAUUGAGUGUUUUGUUACCAGAGAGGUGUUUGAGAACGUGUUCUUUGCGUCCGCCCCGUGGAGCCGCGUGCGACACACCAUCGUCACGGUGGUGAUUGUGGCAGCGGCCACGGCUGCCUCCGUCUCCACAGACUGCUUGGGCAUUGUGCUGGAGCUCAAUGGCGUGCUGUGUGCCUCGCCACUGGUCUUCAUUCUGCCCGCGGCGUGCUACCUGCGCCUUUCAUCCGAGCCGUGGUACAACCCAAACCGAUUGCUGUCAGCCGUCCUUCUGUUGUGCGGGAUGGCUAUCAUGGGAGUGGGGCUGGUCAUGGCCCUGCUGCACCAACAGACCUGCACACAUGGCCAGGAGAUGUUCUACUGCUCAUCGCUAAACGCCACCACCCUGCACGGUCACAAUGCCACCUUCCCCAGCAGCACUGUGGCUGGGUUGUGGACAUGAGGAUUGCUUCGUCAUUAAAUUCGUGUACAGUGCUGUAGUCCUCAAUAAAAAAAUAUACUCGUUUUUUUUCUUUCCUACCUAAUGUUGUAGUUAGUGGUGUACUUUCGACCAAUACAAUGUAUUGUAUACUUUGACGUACUGCCUAUACUAUUUAACCGUAUAUUUCCAGUACUGUGUUUGCGCUAUGAUUUAAUAUCGAGUUCCAGGCAAAUCUUUGAUUUUCAAAAACAUUCACAACUAAAAAGUAUUUAAAUACUUUACACCAACUUUCUAUAACUUAUUAAAUUUCAAAUGAGUGUGAUGUAAUUUAUCGAUUUGUCUAAAAAGGUUCCUGGCAUCUGACAGUGUCUAAUUUGUAGAGAUAUGAUUAAAACAGUAAACAUAACAGUUAAUAUAUUUAAAGUGAGUAUAUCAGUAUGUUGGAUUCCACUUAAGUAAUUAAAUUUAUUUUUAUUGCACGUCAUGUACAGUACUUUGUUGCUUCAGUAAUGCAGUAUUCCAUUGCGAUUCCAUAAUUAAUGGUCAAAACCAAAUAUCUCAAAUACAAUCGUAUAUUUUAAAUCACAAUAACUGCACAUGUAGUCAUUUCAAUGUUGAGGAAUAUGGUAACUAUAGUACACAUGUUCAAGAGGCCCUACUUGUAAAUGCAUUAAUAGAUUAUACUGUUACAAUAAACACUGCAUUUAUGAAAAAAA
Petromyzon marinus (sea lamprey) is the source of this 2821-nucleotide messenger RNA. It is a transcript of the gene SLC38A11, whose product is annotated as solute carrier family 38 member 11. Gene Ontology annotation, biological process: amino acid transmembrane transport. Lineage: Eukaryota; Metazoa; Chordata; Hyperoartia; Petromyzontiformes; Petromyzontidae. The record is from RefSeq and is a predicted model, not a curated record. Gene Ontology annotation, molecular function: L-amino acid transmembrane transporter activity. Gene Ontology annotation, cellular component: membrane.